CUUGAACAAUGUUCAACGGGUCAUAUAGUUUGCAUCCGAAACCGGCUCUUGCCCAAUUUGGUAUAGCAGACCAACCGGAAAAGUGCAGAGCUUUUGCUCACAGACAUAAGUCGAACUGUGAGAGAGCGGAUUUUAUCCUCAUGGCAAUCUCACAGCCUCUUUCUUCAUCUAUGGAAGCUGUUUCGAGCGCCAGUUUCUAUCCGAGAUUCACAGGAAAGCCUUGUACUUCUCAAUAUAUCAAAACGCCUACUGUCUGGCUUGGUAGUAAGAUUCUAAAAUCCAGUUUAACUCCAGCACGCAGCAUCUCGCCUUCACUCCGCCUCUCUCGAGUUGCGGCACUUCCUUCUGAAGAACUGAAUGGUGGAGACGGAAACACCGAAGAACAAAUUCUUCGUCUGAAUAGCGAAAUUGGAUUUGGAUUAGCUCCUGAAGCUGUUCAUUUGUCUCGGGGUAAAUUCGACGGGAAACAGCCAAGCGAAAUUAAAGAAGAGAGGAUAGCAGAAGUGGUAACGCACUCAGGGGGCGGCACAAGAGCCGGGCUAUUUAGAACACCGAUAUCAGGAGGAGUGCAAAGCGCAACCUCUGCUCAUGAUUUACCGAAACCGGCAUUAGCUGUUCGAAAUUUACUGGAACAGGCUAGGUUUGCUCAUUUGUGCACAGUCAUGUCCCAGAUGCAUCAUAGGCGAGAGGGUUAUCCAUUUGGUUCACUUGUAGAUUUUGCACCAGAUGGCAUGGGGCAUCCAUUAUUUUCAUUUUCUCCAUUAGCUAUUCACACUAGGAAUUUGUUAGCUGAUCCAAGAUGCUCGAUGGUUGUGCAGAUUCCCGGAUGGAGUGGUUUGUCAAAUGCAAGGGUAACAAUACUUGGUGAUGUGUAUCCUCUCACAGAAGAUCAACAGGGGUGGGCUCAUAAACAGUACAUAGCAAAGCAUCAGCAAGGUCCUUCACAACAGUGGGGAAACUUUUAUUACUUUAGGAUGCAAAAUAUAAGUGACAUAUACUUCAUUGGAGGGUUUGGAACAGUUGCUUGGGUUGAUGUCAAGGAAUAUGAAACCCUUAAGCCAGACAAAAUUGCUGUCAAUGGGGGUGAACAUAACCUGAAGGAACUAAAUGUCCUCUUCUCAAAACCCCUAAAGGAUCUUCUGUCACGUGAAACGGAGGUGGAUGAUGUUGCUCUGAUAUCUAUAGACAGUAAGGGCACUGAUAUUCGUGUCCGGCAAGGCGCACAGUUCAACAUUCAGAGGAUGCCGUUUGAAGAAGGGCAUUCAGUUGAAACACUUGAAGAAGCCAAAGCAGCACUUAGGAAAAUAAUAAACAAAGGCAAAGUUCACAAUUUGCAUAAAUGAAGUUUCCGUAAGGAGGUGGCGCUUAUAUAUGAAGGCAUGAAGCUAGGUUUAGAAAAGUCAUGUAACAUUAUUAAAUUUGGGAAUUCGCUAGGGAGCGUGAAAGCUGAAACAUCAGGAAAAAUUUGCACAAGGGGCAAACUGAAUACAAUUGGAGUCUUGUGUGAGGCCACUUAUUCCCUUGUUAUUUUCCCUUCACAAAUACUUAUUGUCUGGAACCCAGAAAAGUUAGAGAAAGAAAAUGAGUGUGAAGGUGUUGUUUUGAGGCCUGGGGGAGGGCUUAAAGAUGCACAAAUGCUAUUGUCACCUCAAUUUGUACCCAUUUUGUACCCCCUCCUUAUAUUUGUGGUUCACAAAAGCACUUCAUUAAAAUAGAUCAAUUCAUUUAAUGUGUUGAGCUUUUGUGAACCACAAAUAUAGGAAAGAGGUACAAAUGAGGUACGAAAUAUGGUACCUCUAGCAAAACUCGUUAAAGAUAUGUAUACCAAGGAAGAAAUUACUAGAUUUGUCAAGUUUUCCG
Molecule: messenger RNA, 1860 nt
Organism: Cuscuta europaea
Lineage: Eukaryota; Viridiplantae; Streptophyta; Magnoliopsida; Solanales; Convolvulaceae
Source: the annotation of a GenBank genome assembly